Messenger RNA from Epithele typhae, 909 nucleotides. RefSeq lists its product as uncharacterized. The transcript is spliced from 4 exons. Bases 1 to 909 code for a protein of 302 amino acids. Lineage: Eukaryota; Fungi; Basidiomycota; Agaricomycetes; Polyporales; Epitheliaceae. The record is from RefSeq and is a predicted model, not a curated record.
AUGGCCACUUUUGUCGUUCUCGGAGGCACUGGCAACCUCGGUAAGCCCAUCUCUACUCUCCUGGAAGAAUACAAGGACGCCUACCCCGUCGUCCGUUUCACGACCCGCGACCCGGCCUCCGCCAAGGCGAAGGAGCUCGUCGCGCUCGGCGCGCACGCCUUCGCGUUCAGCGACACCCUCGACACCCUUUUCGCCGGCGCCGCCGUCGUCGCGAACAUCCUCCCCACCUCGCUCGAGACGACGCUCCUCCCGGAGCUCGUCCCCGCCCUGAUCCGCAAUGGCGUUCAGGUCUUCUUCACGUCCGAGUUCGGAAACGACCUCCGCAAGAUUGACUUCCCGGGGUACGAGCACCCGGACUGGGCGGGCAAGCUCGCGAACCGCGCGACCGCGAUCGCGCUCGCCAAGGGCUCCGACCUCGCCGUCAUCCCCGUCGCCUCCGGGGUCUUCAUGCCCUGGGCCGCGCACAUGUCCAUCGACUGGGCCACCAACAGCACCGUCGGCUUCGGCGCGGGGAAGCGCAUGGCGAUGACGGACUUCCCGGACAUCGCGCGCACGCUCGCGCGGCUCGGGGUGCUCGCGCGGGACCCGGCGACGCGCGCGAGCGUGCCGAGCGCGGAGGAGGGCGUGCGGAUCGCGAGCCAGUUCAUCACGAGCGCGGAGGUCGUCGAGGCGGUCAAGAAGGCGAAGGGGGUGGACAUCACGGUCAAGCCGUUCGACGCGACGCAGGCGAGGGAGACGCUGAAGGCGAUCUACCCGCCGAAGGAGGUGUCGGCGUUCGUGCUGUAUGCGGGGGUCCUCGUCGAGGAAGGGCUUGCGGACUACUCUGCGGACUGCCACAACGAGCUGGUCAACCCUGGAGAGAAGCUCUGGAAGUGGAAGACUUUCGAGGAGCUGCUGCGCUCCGCGUGA